GCGAGUUGCCAUGCGGGCCUCCUCGCUGUACGACAUCAUGCAGACGGCGACCGCCGUCAUGGAGGCGAAGGAGCCGCCCGCGAUAGAGUACAUUCACAUGGACGACAGCAGCGCGCUGAUACCUGGCGGCGCCAUCGCGCUGCAGAGCCGCGAAGGCCGCGGGCUUAUCCUGCAAUACGUGGCGCUCGGGCUUCUAUAUGGCAUCAUCCCGAGCCUCGUCUACCCGCUCUUCAACCUCUACCUCGGCCUCACUGGCUACGAGGUCUUGGCGUACUCGAUCCUCAUCUCGUUCGGUUGGCUCCUCAAGAUCUUCUUCAGCGUGCUCAGCGACUGCGUGCCCAUCCGGGGUUACCGGCGCAAGCCAUGGAUGUUCCUCGGCUGGAUGACGACAUGCGUCUCCCUCGCGUUCCUGACGCUCGCCAACUUCCAUGACCCGUUCUGCCGCAUCCGCCCGCGCACCGAAACCGCGUGCAACUACACGCGCCUCGAUUCUCUGAGCGCCUCCGAGCGCGACGCAACGUACAACAUGGAGACACGGGCCCACGGCCACCAAUUUGUGAUCGCGUCUGUCUUCAUCGGUCUUGGCUACGCCAUGGUCUCGGCGGCGGCGGACGCCGUGACGGUCCACUACGCCCAGCGCGAGCCGCUCGCUCGUCGUGGCUACGUCGCCGCCGUCAUGUACGCGAUCCGGACCCUCGCCGCGGUCGUUGGGCACGUCUACGUGUGCAUUUUCACCAACUCGCGCGGGCUCGGCGGCUCCUUUGACUUUGACGUCGCCCCCAACGUCGGGUACGGGCUCCUCCUCGUGCCAUCAUGUAUCGCGCUCGUGGGCACGGCGCGGGACGUUGUCGAGCCGCGCAUGGAGGCCGUCCGUGUCUCGUCGUGGCUCCAUCAACUCUACCAGCUCAUGCAGUCAAGAGUGCUCUGGCAGGUCGUGGCCUUUCGCGUGCUGCACAACUUGUUUGCGUCGUUUCACUCGAACGCGCUCCUCCCGCUGGCCGAGCAGUGGGGCAACGUCACGGCCCUCGACGCCUCCAUCAUGGACACGCUGAGUCUCCUUGUGAUUGCGCUCAGCUUUCUCGGCAUCGCCCGCGCCGGCCUGCUCUGGAAUUGGCGCUGGCUCGUCGCGGGCUCGAGUAUUCUCGCGGUCGGCCUGGACGUGGCGCUGGUGCUGGUCACGAUAUGGGACGUGCGCCGCGGACCGUACGUCAUCCUCUGGGUGCCCUUCGCCGACAGUCUCUGCAUCGCCAUUCGCUUCAUCGUCGCCUUCUUCUGCGCAAUCGAGAUUGCCGAGCGCGGCAACGAAGGCACGGUCGCGAGUCUCGUCACGAACGCACACCAUUGGUCGACGCCCCUCGGCACCCUCCUCUUCUCGACCGUCGACAAGACGCUCGGCGUCUCCGAGUCCAUGUGGCUCGACGACUGCGACGCCGAUCGGUGGCACGUCACCGCGUCGAUGCUCAUUUCGUUUGCGGCGCAGCUCCUCGCGCUUCUCUGGCUCGUCCUCUUGCCGCCGCAGAAGAUCGAAUUGCAGUACCUCAAGAACGAAGGUGGCAAAUCGCUCUGCGCUGCGCGUGCGCUCGUGGGAACGCUGCUUCUCGGGCUUACGUUUGCAAUCGUGGUGACGUCGUUGACGCUGACGCCAGACGCCGCUUGCUUCCGCCUCGCGAACGGCCACUGCUGACUCUCUUAUUUAUUGGUUCUCUAACUAAUGUUAUUCUCGUCUGUGGGUUUUUGC
Messenger RNA from Saprolegnia parasitica CBS 223.65, 1738 nucleotides. RefSeq lists its product as hypothetical. NCBI's taxonomy places the organism in Eukaryota, Oomycota, Saprolegniomycetes, Saprolegniales, Saprolegniaceae. The transcript has a single exon. The coding region runs from base 11 to 1684 and encodes 557 amino acids. The record is from RefSeq and is a predicted model, not a curated record.